ACUUCCGGUUAUUGCUGACUUCGGGGGUCACGGCAUUCUUACUUGCAUCUUCAGGGCUUCUGCGAUGAGCUGAGCCCCACUAACACACUCUUCUUCCAGUUUUACUGAGCCGGGGGACCCCAUUGCUUCCACUCAGGCGCGUGAUAGUUGAGACUGAAGUAUCAGACCCGCUGGUUUUGAGAUUCAUGGCAGACAUAACAUUGGGUUGCAGCUGUAUACUUGUACUGUUCUGUUCUCAAGUCCUCUCUGUAGAUGUUCGCAAAGGGGGGCAUUAUGUUGCGGCUGUGUACGAACAUCAUGCCAUCCUGAAUCCCAAUCCGACCACCAUCACUGAUCGACAGUCUGCACUACAGCUGAUGAACAGAAACCUAGACAUUUAUGAAGAGCAAGUGCUUGCUGCUGCUAGACAGGGGGCACAGAUCAUUGUCUUUCCUGAAGAUGGAAUUCAGGGCUUCAAUUUCACCAGGACAUCAAUUUAUCCUUACUUGGAGUUCAUUCCAUAUCCUGACUCUGCGAAGUGGAAUCCAUGCAAAGAAGCACACGUGUUCAACGACACUGAGGUUCUCCAUCGACUCAGCUGUAUGGCACUGAAAAAUCAAAUGUUUUUAGUUAUUAACAUAGGAACCAAGCAACCUUGCAAGUGGAGCGAUCCCCACUGUCCAGCAGAUGGGAGAUACCAAUUUAACACUAAUGUAGUAUUCAGUGCCAGUGGUACUCUCAUAGCCAGAUACCGAAAACAAAACUUAUAUUUUGAAGAUGCCUUUGAUACGCCAUCAGAGAAGGAUUACACAGUUUUUGAUACACCUUUUGCAGGCAGAUUUGGAAUCUUCACUUGUUUUGAUAUCCUCUUCUAUGAACCAGCUGUGCAUCUUAUUAAGCAAUACAAUGUGAAGCAGAUUGCAUAUCCAACUGCAUGGAUGAACCAACUCCCACUCCUCUCAGCUGUAGAAUUUCAGCAAGCUUUUGCAACAGCUUUUAACAUCAAUCUUCUGGCAGCAAAUAUUCAUCAUCCUAACCUGGUUAUGACAGGGAGUGGUAUAUACACACCAUCCAAAUCUUUCAUUUAUUAUGACAUAGAAAGUGUUAAUGGCAAGCUUCUAGUGGCAGAAAUCCCUGUCGUUGCAUCAGAACCCGAAAGCCAUACAGAAAAUACUGCAGUAUCUGACAGAGACCUACAGAAGGGAUUUUCGAGCUUCCAUACGGACAGUCAGAUUUGUCAUAAGGAGGAUCAGGAAGCCCACUGUGGGACAACAGAGAAAGCAGCCCAAGAACCCCCUCUCAUUUUUUAUGGAGAAAUGAUGUAUGAUAAUUUCACUUUAAUACCUCUAACUAAAGCUGAAGACAAUAUUCAGGUCUGUUCCAAUACACUUUGCUGUUACUUAAGUUAUCAGAGACUGGAUUUAUCUAAUGAACUGUAUGUUUUAGGAGUUUUUGAUGGCUUACACACAGUGCAUGGAACAUACUACGUUCAAGCUUGUGUCUUAGUGACAUGUGGUGGUCUUAACUAUACUACCUGUGGACGAGAAAUUACAGAAGCCACUGGACUGAUAGAUUUCCAGCUUUGGGGGAAUUUCAGCACUGCUUUUAUAUUUCCUCUCUUGUUAAGGUCUGGUGUCAUUCCAGAUUUUGCAGAUUAUCUUGGCUGGAAAAACAACCACUAUAUCAUGCAGAAAAGGGGACUAGAUUCUGGCUUAAUAACAGCUGGUUUAUAUGGACGGUGGUAUGAGAAAGACUAGAGCAAGUGUUUGGUGCAGCCAAAACUAAUGUACCAAAGCGAUUCACUGAAGCACCUAAUAAAAAGGGCACUAAUUUUCAA
This is a messenger RNA of Hemicordylus capensis (graceful crag lizard), 1816 nucleotides long. RefSeq names its product biotinidase (gene BTD). The transcript is spliced from 4 exons. Gene Ontology annotation, molecular function: hydrolase activity, acting on carbon-nitrogen (but not peptide) bonds, in linear amides. Lineage: Eukaryota; Metazoa; Chordata; Lepidosauria; Squamata; Cordylidae. The record is from RefSeq and is a predicted model, not a curated record. The coding region runs from base 186 to 1736 and encodes 516 amino acids.